GAAAAAUGCGACACUUAACAGAACUCUCCGACCAUCCAGACCGCAUUUCACAUCCACCAAUAUUUUAAAUAUCAGCCCAAACAAUGGCUUCUGUUCAAAUCAUGUUGAUCUCUGCCUUGCUGGCAUUUACAAAUGCAUACAGAGGUGGCGGUGGUGGUGGUGGCAUGAUGAUGCAAAUGGGCGGCGGUGGAAUGGGUGGUAUGCCAAUGGGUGGAGGUAUGCCAAUGGGUGGAGGUAAAAAUGGAGGCGGCAUGGGAGGAAUGCCGAUGCCCAUGCCCAUGCCUAUGCCAAUGGCUAUGCCAAUGCCAAUGCCGAUGCCUAGUCCAAUGCCAAUGGGAGGAAAAGGAGGUAUGGGCGGUGGUAUGCCAAUGAUGCCAAUGGGUGGUGGUAUGGGAGGUGGUAUGCCAAUGGGCGGCGGUAUGGACGGUGGUAUGAUGAUGCCGAUAUAUGGAGGAAUGGGAGGCGGUAUGCCAAUGGGAGGCAACAAAGGAGGAAUGGGCGGUGGAAUGAUGAUGCCAAUGAAUGGUGGUAUGGGAGGCGGUAUGCCAAUGGGCGGUGGUAUGCCAAUGGGAGGAAGCAAAGGAGGAAUGGGCGGUGGAAUGAUGAUGCCAAUGGGUGGAGGAAUGGGAGGCGGUAUGCCAAUGGGCGGUAGAAAAUAUUAAGCAAUUCCGACCUGAUGACAAGAUUCAAGUUUACCAUGGAUUCUGACGAUGCAUCUAUGAUGGAUGAAAUAAAUUAAUCAUUUGUGAUGUGACUUUUCCAGCGAAUUCUCUAACAGCAGCGACUUUUCUUUACUUCGAUGGACACAUUUAAUUCAACACUCACCAUAUAUAAACCAAAUUUGAAUAUUUGUAAGAUUAAUGACUGUGCAAUCAACAUGUUAUGCAUCAUGUUUAUUAUCGUGACCAUGAUAUUUUACCGAAUGUGCACACACAAAAAGGUCUUAAAUGUGAUCAUUUGUAUACUUGUUAUAUAUUGAUUUAA
This is a messenger RNA of Ruditapes philippinarum (Manila clam), 984 nucleotides long. RefSeq lists its product as uncharacterized. Bases 84 to 662 code for a protein of 192 amino acids. The record is from RefSeq and is a predicted model, not a curated record. The transcript has 7 exons. NCBI's taxonomy places the organism in Eukaryota, Metazoa, Mollusca, Bivalvia, Venerida, Veneridae.